AUGAGCGAAUUUUACGGACAAACUGAUGAAAAAGAAAAUAUCAAUGUUUUGAACAAAUCAAUUGAUUUAGGAAGUUACUUUUGGGAUACUGCGGAUAUGUAUGGAACAGGUGCCAAUGAGAUACUUUUAUCAAAAGUUCUUAAAGAACGUCGUAAUGAAGUAUUUCUUUGUACAAAAUUCGGAGUCGUUCGAGGUCCAGAUAGUGAAUUUAUGGGUGUCAAAGGUGAUCGCGAAUAUGUUCGUCAAACUUGUGAAAAAUCGUUGAAAAGGCUUGGGGUAGAUUAUAUUGACCUUUAUUAUCAACAUCGUGUGGAUUCUCAAACCCCCAUUGAAGAAACCGUUGCCGCUAUGGCCGAACUUGUGAAAGAAGGCAAAGUGAAAUAUCUCGGACUCUCGGAAUGUUCCGAGGACAUACUUCGACGCGCUUGUAAAGUUCAUCCAAUAGCAGCCUUACAGAUGGAGUAUAGUCCUUGGUCGCUUGAUAUUGAAAAAAAUGGAAUUGUGGAAGCAUGUCGUGAAUUAGGUGUUACCAUAGUCGCAUAUAGCCCAAUUGGUCGCGGAUUCUUAACCGGACAAUAUAAAUCAAUUGAUGAUUUUGAACAAAAUGAUUGUAGAAGAAGGAUGCCACGUUUCUUGGGUGAUAAUUUUAACAAGAAUUUAGAAAUCGUUGAGAAAUUUCAAAAAUUAGCAAGCAAGAAAGGUGUUAGCGCAAGUCAACUUUGUCUGGCUUGGGUUUUAGCUCAAGGAGAGGAUAUUGUUGUUAUUCCUGGUACGAAGAAAAUCAAAUAUUUAGAAGAAAACGUUGGCGCAGCUAAUGUUCAACUUUCGCCCGAAGAAUUAUCUGAAAUUCGUAAGAUUAUUGAUUCUAUUGAGAUUGUUGGAAAUAGAUAUCCAGAUGAAGUUGUCAAU
Molecule: messenger RNA, 909 nt
Organism: Funneliformis caledonium
Lineage: Eukaryota; Fungi; Glomeromycota; Glomeromycetes; Glomerales; Glomeraceae
Source: the annotation of a GenBank genome assembly